UGCGCAUGCGCAGCCCAUUUCGGCGGGAGAGCGGUCGGCGCGGACGGCUGCGGGAGCCGGCGGUCGGGCAGCGGCUGCAGGGGAGAGCGGUCGGCGAGACCCUGCUUCAGGAGUGGAAACUGCAGAAUUUUGAAAUGGCGGACAGGCUGAUGACAUACGAAACCCAGUUCUUUGGGUUUUCUCCUCAGACCUGUGUACUUCGAGUUCACAGUGGAAUCCAGGAUUCUCUCCUUGAUGUAAUGCUCGUUGUCGAACGCGUAAUCCUUAAGAAACUGAAAGAGCUGCCAGACAACAGCGUCACACCAUCUCAGCUCCGUGCCUGUACAGAGAGCUUUCUCCAGUUGAUGAAAGAGCGUUUGGACGUGAUCUUCGAAAGGGUUGAACAGGGAAUUUUGCAACAUAUUUUUUAUAUUCCUGAAAAUAUUCUGCUUCCUGAAGACAAUGUUCAGGACCAACACUUGUACACGGAGGAACAGUACCAGGAACUACUUUUGGAAAUCACUCAGCUUCAACACCGUUACAAAUGUGAAAUUAUAGCCAAGCAUGCCCUUCUUAGUGAGCUGGAAGAGCAAAAGAUGGCUGAGCUGAAACUGGAGCAGAGGAUUCACUGGUUGAACAGUUUGGACAAUACGUGGAAGAAUAAUGCAGUUAGCAGUGUUCCAGAGAGCCUGACCUUCGUUACUGAGUUGGCCCAAAAAUUACCAGCAUUGCUUGUGAAAAUCGAAGAGAAGUACAAGGAUGAAUUAAAGCACUUGCAAGCUGAGAGUGCACGAACAGAAAGUGAAGAAAGAAAUUGGAAGCAGCACAAGAUGUAAUGAAGUUAGAAGCAGGUGGUACAGUGGGGGAAUCUUUCACCUUUGGAUCAUGAGUCAAGCUGUAAGAUGAAGGGCUAUGAAAAUCCUGACAGCAAAAUAGACCAUUCUCAUUCUUGUCCAAAAUGCAAUACAAAAAAUUGCUUAGAUUUUGGCAUUUUAUGUGCUCUUGUUAGGGCAAGAAGAUGGGUAGUUUAGCAACUGGUAUGAGUGAUGUACAAAGUGUUCUUCUGAGAUCCUCCAGAUACUGAGCAGCAGUUUGAAUUCUUUUGGAGAUGUUAAGAAACUAGUUAUCUAGUGCAAAACUCAAUAAAGCUUGUUUUCUGUGGUUAAAA
Messenger RNA from Pristis pectinata (smalltooth sawfish), 1147 nucleotides. It is a transcript of the gene mis12, whose product is annotated as MIS12 kinetochore complex component. Lineage: Eukaryota; Metazoa; Chordata; Chondrichthyes; Rhinopristiformes; Pristidae. The record is from RefSeq and is a predicted model, not a curated record. The transcript has 2 exons. Gene Ontology annotation, biological process: protein localization to kinetochore; mitotic cell cycle; mitotic sister chromatid segregation. Bases 6 to 815 code for a protein of 269 amino acids. Gene Ontology annotation, cellular component: nucleus; chromosome, centromeric region.